Messenger RNA from Thamnophis sirtalis, 1155 nucleotides. Lineage: Eukaryota; Metazoa; Chordata; Lepidosauria; Squamata; Natricidae. The record is from RefSeq and is a predicted model, not a curated record.
UGUAAUGGAGUGUGAAGGGAAACUGUUUUCCAGUGCUACCUGGGGACUUUGCAAUAAAGCCAUCAGCAGAAAAAGUUCUUUGUCCCUAGACCACAGUAGCCUGGAAGAAAUGAAAUGGCCACUGGAGAUGUGGGAUGGCAGCCUGAAAGCAGCCAGAAGUAACCUGAAACAUCACAGUGACCUGACCAGAAUGCUGGAUCUCAGCGAUGGAGAAGAUAAGCAAGUGUCCAAAUUGAGUGGUCUCAUCCGUCAGCCAAAGGCAGAAGAUGACACUAGUGAUGGAAGCCAAACUCCACUUGGGGAUUUACAGGAUCAGCUCAAGAUUCCCAAGAGGGUGGGUGAUUUCCUGAGGGGCCCAUUCAACUACGGGGAGAUGGAAGAGCCCGAGGUGCAAGCGCUCCAAAAACGAUUUGGAGGCUUCAUCGGUGUUCGGAAAUCCGCCCGGAAGUGGCACAACCAGAAAAGGUUCAGUCAAUUCCUGAAGCAGUAUCUGGGGAUGUCCCCACGUUCCAUUGAGUACGAUGACUUGGCUGAUGACCUGAAGGAACCGAAUGAGAUUUAAACAAAUGGACUUUUCCUGGAUUGUUGUCGUUGUUGUCGUUGUCGUUUCCUUCUCAGAUUAUGAACAUGUUGUGAAUUGAUUUCAGAGCUGCCAUGGCCAAAGAAGCCAACCCCCUUCGUACUAUUCUGCUUUAUCAAUGAUCAGCCAACCAGUCUUAGCAUCGGAAGGGAAGUCUAUUUUCUUUGAAAUAAAAUUCAGAAUCGCUUUGUGUAAUAAUAUUUCACAAUUUUUACAUUUGUAUAAAUAAAAUUGGGGGGGGGGAAUCUACAUUUAGUAUGGUUAACACGCUAGAGAGCAGGUAAUGGUAACUCUUUCCUUCUAUUAUAUUACCCUACUAUGUUUAGGAAAAAUCAUUUUCAUCGGGGAAGUGAGUUUUCCAAAAUGCAGCAGCCGACUUCAUUCUCACCAGCAGUUUCCAUGGAUCCAAUUCAGAAUCUUUCCAAGCCUGUUCCUUAGAAAGAAGACCAAGUUUUGCUCCUGUGCAUUUGGGGUGUUUUUGAUCACUUAGGAAAACUGGAUAUGAAACCAGAUUCCAACUCCUGGUUUAAGGCUUCAGAGUUUUUUUUAAAAUGGAGAUUUACCCAGAAUUUAAA